Molecule: messenger RNA, 1968 nt
Organism: Seminavis robusta
Lineage: Eukaryota; Bacillariophyta; Bacillariophyceae; Naviculales; Naviculaceae
Source: the annotation of a GenBank genome assembly
AUGCCAAACAAGUCACAGAAUUUUGGUGCCUGGGUCUUGCUGUUGAUUGUGAUCCAGCUUACUUUGUGGGUUCGAUCAUCUGCAGCUGAGCAAGAUGGAACAUCCAGAACAGAGGUAGACGACAAUGGCCUCCACGACCAAAGUGCAGAGACUCCGGCAGCUUACAAGGCUAGUGACGAGGACGAUGACCCCUGCCGUUCUUACAGAAAUUGUGGCUCUUGCACAUUUUCUCGCUAUCAGUAUUCUCAAGCCACUGAUGCAUCCACUGUAGAAUCACGUCCCACAUGUCACUGGUGUAGCAUAUCUUCCACCUGUCACUCGCCUUCCAAACAACCGGAACAGUAUUGCAUCGAUCGUCGGAACAACAAUCAAUCUAUGGAAGUCUCCUAUCAAUUCGACUGUCCGUUGGGCCCCGUUCCGUAUCCCGAUAAACCACCGGAACUCCUACCAAACUGGAUGCAGGAAUUCCAUCAGGCAGGACUACUCGAUCAUGUUCGAUUGACCGACUUAUCCUUGCCGGGAACGCAUGAUUCCUUGACGUUUGAUUUGUCCUUGACCGUUUCCGAGGAUGGCAUGGAUGGUUUGCAAGAGUUGGCCAAACUCUUGCAUACCCUCUCAGGUGGUAAGAUCAAGAUUCUACCAGGAGAAUUGGAAGAAUUCUUUCGUAUGCAAGCCAAAACGCAACAAUUGACAGUCACGCAGCAACUAGAUAAUGGUGUGCGGUUCCUGGACUUUCGAAUCAUGUGGGAACCGGACAAGAAGGCAUGGUAUUCCAUUCACUUUAUGCAAUCCAAGCACCCCGCCGAAGAGUAUCUACGGCAGAUCCGAAAGUGGUUGGAUGAGCAUCCCCAGGAGGUCCUGGUGAUUUGGUUGUCCAAGCAUGGGAGCACUUCUGCUACGGGUCAGGACCAGUAUCCUGGUGUCUCUCCCGGUCAAAAGGAGCAAUUUUGGAACAAGUACACCUCCAUUUUCAGUGGGCUGAUGCAAGCCACCAAUGAAACAUCCAUCUUUGAAACACCAGUGGCAGAGUUGAUAGGAAGGAACCACCGUCUCGUCACUUUUGCGUCGGACUACCAAGAGUUCGCUCAAUCCUCUCCUUUGGCAAUGGAUGCAGCUCAGAUCCAGAAUUCGUUUGACGGAGGUGAUGGAGUUUUUGAAGAAGCAAACGUGCUACAACAGCACUUGGAUUACUUUAGGAACGCUAGCAUCAACAAUGCCCGUAUCAAUGAUCAGCAUGGCUUUACUCUUCUAGCCAUGAACACAGCAAGUCCGUCGUGGCAAGUUAUCAGCGCAGCCAAGCAUCAGUUCUUACACUGGCUGAAGGGCGACAUGAAGCUACACAACAACAAGCACCUUCGGCUACCUCAGUCAAUGGUGAAAGAGUCCACCAUGUUAGAGGAACAGACACAGGCAGCCCCUCUUGAAUCGAAUCUGUUUCAUUCCUGCUCCUCGCAUAUCAAGAUUCCUGGGAUCGAUCACUGGUGCCCACAGAAUCUGUUUGAUAUCUCGCAGCUAGCCUCGUUUUACAACCAGAUUGCCAUUGAAGUAGCUUACCAUCACAGUUCCAAGGAUGCAAAAAGUCAUGGAGUUCCCUCAGCCUUUCCCAAUGCAUUCUACAUUGACGUCUUGGAUUAUGACGGCACAAUUCGCGUUGGCCCACAACUGAUGGAUGGUUCGGACCGUGGAGACAUGAACAACCCAGAUACCCUGCCAACUAAACAGGCCAAGUAUGGUCUUGUUGACACUGUGUUGGCUUACAAUGCGGGUACGGCUUGCAAUAAGGAAGACAAGAUACAUUCAGGCUGUAAAGCACUCUUGGAUCGACUCGCUAAGAGACGAUCAAAGUAUCCACUUCGGCGGUGGAAAGAGCCGAGGCUAGGGAGGCACGAUGAUUGGCCAAUUUCCGGCAGUGACGCCUCCAACCCUGGAAACCUCCUCCGAGAGGGACGCAGUAUGCAGAGAAACUGA